This is a messenger RNA of Hirsutella rhossiliensis, 1236 nucleotides long. RefSeq lists its product as uncharacterized. Bases 1 to 1236 code for a protein of 411 amino acids. Lineage: Eukaryota; Fungi; Ascomycota; Sordariomycetes; Hypocreales; Ophiocordycipitaceae. Gene Ontology annotation, biological process: fungal-type cell wall organization. Gene Ontology annotation, cellular component: plasma membrane; cell cortex of cell tip. The transcript is spliced from 4 exons. The record is from RefSeq and is a predicted model, not a curated record.
AUGGACAGACUCCAGACUGCAGGACGCGCCUUGCUAAAGAGAUCCAGGAGAAAAAUAAAUUUUGCCUCAAUCAGCAAGUUCCUGUUAUCCAGGGUCAUUAUCUUAAUACCGUUGUCUGCAACCUUUGUUGGCUUCAUCCUAGUCACUAUAUCUUUGUUUGCUGGCAUCAACAAAGGAUCCCUAGAGGACUUGGACAUCUUCAGGGUGAGCACGGCGAACCUGGGGCACAACCUCGUCAACACAGUCUUUGAUGCCGUCUCGCUCAACGCUACCGCACUCGGCGACGAAAUCCUUGGUGCUGGCACAGGGCAGUCGAGCGCCAAUGCGACCGAUAACGCGCCCUCGCUGGGAAACCUGCUGGGAGCUCGGGCCGCCGGCUCGAAAGACGAGACUUCCCAAACCGAGAAUACCAAACUUCCUCGAGGCUUACUCGAUGGCUUACUUGGUGACCCGAAUGCCAACGCGGCCCCAAGCAACGCGGCGCAAGCGCCAUCAGUCAACGGGCUUCCGGGUCUUCCCAACUUGCCCAGUCCACCACAGCCGGGACAGACUCAAAAGGGGCAGUCUCAAAGCCCUGCCAGCACUCUCAACGAUAUCAAUCCCCUUGCUGGUCUCAUCAACGCGCCAAACCCGGUAUCUAGCGCGGCAAAGGCUAGCGGUACUAUGGCUCCUGGGGGGGCAACGAACGCUGUUCAAGGUCUCAUAAACGGAGCCACGGCCGGGCUUGGGGGCGCCCUCAAUCAGGGCAAGUCCCAGAUCUACGGGGCUGUACAAACCGUGUUUGACAGCGCCAAAGAGGCCAUCAAGAAUAAUCUUGCCGGGGUCGGUGACAGCGCGGCCGACCAGAUCACCCAGAGGCUCAAUGUUUCCGAGUGGUAUUCCCUGCAUGUCAUAGACCUCUGCCAGGGCAACUUCGAACCCUCCGGGACCACCAGCAGCCCGGGACUCAAUACAACUUUCUGCAACACUAAACCCGCCAACCGACUAGAUUCUGUCAAGUCACUCGCCGAACCAUUCGUUAUUGGCCCGCUUACUAUCGACCUAAGCAAAACCAAUCUCCCUGAAACUAUCAAUCAACUCGUCGACCUGAUCAAUGGCUUACUCCUAGGCCUUUUUCUCCUUUACCUCUUUAGAUUCUGGAUCGGGCUAUUGAUAUUUGUGAGGGUUACCGCAUUUCUAAAGAGGAGGCGUCAACGGCAGAACGAGAAGCUGGACUAUCCUGAGGACAUAGAAUAA